UCAACACUGGUGAAACCGUCAUGACGAAAUUUGCGUCGCACCUGUUGCUCGCUGCAGUAUUGAUAACUGCUGGUAACUCACAGAUUCCUUUACCUAAACGUCCGCUGGAUUUUGUCUAUAAAGGAGGCGAGCCGACUGUACCAAUUCACUUGGAAGCAUUUGUUGAUUUGACUUGCCCGGAUUGUCAACAAGCAUGGCCGACUCUCAAAAAAGUCGCAGAUAUGUACGGUCCUGAAACUGUCCAGUUUACCUUGCAGUUGUUCCCGUUGCCAUAUCACACAAAUGCAUUCCUAGCGGCACAAAGUGUUUAUGCUGUGGAAGCUUACAAUACUUCCCUUGUGAUAAGCUGGAUGGAUGUCAUAUUUGAGAACCAGAACCAACUCUAUGAUUUCCAGACUAUGGACAAAAACAGAUAUGAUGUCAUAAACAUCAUUGCUGAUUUAGGAAGUAAAAUUGACAUUGACAAGACUGUUAUCAAGGAUGGACUUACAAACACAGAAUAUAAUGAACAUACAAGAAUCUCUUGGAAAUAUGGUUGUUCAAGGACAGUUUCUGGAACUCCAUUUUUCUUCUUGAAUGGGGUUUUUGUUAGCCAGGCAUCUGCUGCUUGGACUGUGGAGGAAUGGAAACAGCUCAUUGAUCCUCUACUGAAGUUAGAUGUUCGUGACUUUUUGAAGUUGUGAUUGCUGGAAUAUUGGCACCCCAUUACAAUACUGGUUGAACCACUUAACUUCUACAUCAAGAAAAAAAGAAUCUCCUUGACUUUUUUUAUUUUAAAACACUUAAAAUUACUCUGUUAAGUCUGCUGAUUAGUGAUGAGAAGAAGUCUGCAAGAUUUUGUUUUGCAACAAUAUCAGAGCUAACUUUCAAACCUCCUCAAGGUUAUCUGCUAUAGAAAGACUCACCGAGGAAAUUCUUCACACAAGGCCAUCCAAACCCGAAAAUGUCUGCCCACCACUCGUCACAAACUACCCUCCAUUCUCCACUUGCUUUAGUGCAUUAAUUUGGAUUUGUGAUCACUCUUUUUUUUUGGCCGACAACCUCAUCCUACAUUCACCACA
Molecule: messenger RNA, 1061 nt
Organism: Pocillopora verrucosa
Lineage: Eukaryota; Metazoa; Cnidaria; Anthozoa; Scleractinia; Pocilloporidae
Source: RefSeq, a predicted model, not a curated record